Dichomitus squalens LYAD-421 SS1 is the source of this 966-nucleotide messenger RNA. Its product is annotated as mo25 protein. Bases 1 to 966 code for a protein of 321 amino acids. NCBI's taxonomy places the organism in Eukaryota, Fungi, Basidiomycota, Agaricomycetes, Polyporales, Polyporaceae. Gene Ontology annotation, biological process: intracellular signal transduction. Gene Ontology annotation, molecular function: protein serine/threonine kinase activator activity. The transcript is spliced from 8 exons. The record is from RefSeq and is a predicted model, not a curated record.
AUGAAUUUCUUCAAGACAAAGCCUCGCACCCCCCCUGAUCUGGUCAGAGGUCUCCGAGAUGCUCUAUCGAAGCUAGAGGCUGAGCCACCAGGAGAUGUUCGGAGAAAGAACUUGCAGCAAAUCAAGGCGAUCUUGUACGGCGAUGGAGACCCCUUACCGGAGUUGGUGGCCCAACUUGCUCAGGAGACGUACAGCACAGAUCUGUUGUUAUAUCUGCUCCAGAACAUCAAAAGGCUUGAGUUCGAGUCUCGGAAGGAUGUGGUCCAGAUCUUCAACAACUUGCUGCGACGACAGAUCGGCUCACGUUUCCCGACCGUGGAGUACCUCAAUUCCAAGCCAGAGGUGCUGUUUGCUGCCUUUCAUGGAUAUGAAGAAGAAGAGAUCGCACUCAAUACCGGUAUGGUCCUGCGAGAGAUGCUUCGACAUGAACCUUUGGCGAAGACCCUCCUGUACUCUGAGCAGUUCUACAAGUUCCCUCAUUAUAUCGAGAGCACGACGUUCGGCAUCUCAUGCGAUGCAUACACGAACUUGAAGGAGACGUUAACACGACACAAGACCAUGGUCGCGGAGUACCUUGAUAAGAACUAUGACAGAUUCUUUUCGUCAUUCACGACAUUGAUCCUCUCGAACAAUUACGUCACGAAGCGGCAGUCGCUGAAGCUGCUCGGAGAGAUCCUAUUGGAUCGUGCGAACUUCAACGUGAUGACUCGGUACAUCGCAAGCGAGGCGAAUCUCAAGAUGAUGAUGAACCUCCUCCGCGACAAGAGCAAGAACAUUCAGUUCGAGGCGUUUCAUGUAUUCAAGGUGUUUGUUGCGAAUCCCAAGAAGCCGCCGCAAAUCGAGGGUAUCCUUCGGCGAAACAAGGACAAACUGCUCAAAUUCCUGAAGGACUUCCACAACGACAAAGAAGACGAGCAAUUUACGGACGAGAAGCAAUUCUUGAUAGUACAGAUACAGAAUCUGUGA